Mizuhopecten yessoensis (Yesso scallop) is the source of this 11314-nucleotide messenger RNA. RefSeq names its product sushi, von Willebrand factor type A, EGF and pentraxin domain-containing protein 1-like. Gene Ontology annotation, molecular function: calcium ion binding. The coding region runs from base 338 to 11050 and encodes 3570 amino acids. Lineage: Eukaryota; Metazoa; Mollusca; Bivalvia; Pectinida; Pectinidae. The record is from RefSeq and is a predicted model, not a curated record. The transcript is spliced from 35 exons.
AACAAACCCGACUUACUGGUGCAGUGCGCACAGUGAGGUUCCAGUGUAAAACUGGCACUUAUCAGCAUGAUCUUCACCCAGUAAAACUCAGCAUGGUCCCGAGGUGAUAACGUCCGGUAACUCGUACUAGAAUGAUAAAUGAACCAGGCUCCGACUCUCAAAUCAGGCUAUCUAGUUACAGUAGUCGAACAUACUCUCCCACCUUAAAGUUUGUAUACAAACGACGUGUACCGAUCUCGACAUUUCCCCUUAGUGGAGGAGCAAUGCAGGACUACUGAUCCUCAAUGGCCGGUCUUCGGAUUACCCGAAUUGUGUUGUAACUCGUGAACGUGCAACAAUGCACCGGAAGCUGUGUUCAGUCUGGAGACUGGUGCUCCUAUGUGCUCUGUUAGAGUUCAAGAUAUCCCGGUCGUACCGAGAUACGGAGGAGAGGAGACAUAACCAAUACAGUUCGUACAUGAACAGCCCUAUUCCUCAAUUAAACAAGAACAAAGUGAACACACUCGGUCCCGUGCUAAAACGACACGUGUCGGAGUUGCGCGAGACGAAGAACAAGAAGGUUGACAUCAUCUUCCUUGUGGACAGUUCGUCAAGUGUUGGGCCCCACGACUUCAUCAAUGAGGUGAAGUUCGUGAGGAAACUGUUAGCUGAUUUCACAGUUGACUCCAAUCACACUCGAGUGUCGGUGGUGACUUUCUCCUCCAAAAGUCGCGUGCUGCGUCAGAUAGACUACAUUGCCGACAGUACGGAGGACAAACACAAGUGCUCACUCUUACAAGAGGACAUUCCUAAGAUCAAGUUCAGAGGCGGAGGAACAUACACACUGGGGGCAUUUCUACAGGCAAAGGACAUCUUGGCCCACUCCCGCCCAGAUUCCAAGAAAGCCGUAUUCCUCAUCACUGACGGUUUCUCCAAUGGCGGCGACCCCAGACCACAAGCUUACGUCCUACGUAAAAAUGGAGUGAAAAUCUUCACGUUUGGAAUUCGAAAUGGAAACGUGCAUGAGCUGUAUGACAUGGCCUCGGAGCCUAAGAACGAGACCUGCUACAUCCUGGACACGUUUGAGGAGUUCGAGUCCCUGGCACGCAGAGCUUUGCAUGAAGAUCUCAGUAUGGGUACAUUCAUGGAGCAGCCACUGGACCGCUGUUCUCACCUGUGUCACGGGGCAGGAGCAUGCUGUGACCCCCGGGCCACGUGUGGGUGUGGUACUCACGUGGGCCAAUUCCUGUGUGUCUGCCAGGGUGGUCACUACGGCACUGGCCUCCCCGGGGAUUGCUUCCCCUGCCCUUCCGGAACCUACAAGAGGAUUAGAGGGCCCGGUGACGUCACUUCCUGUACUACCUGUCCAGACCUCAACCACAUAACAGAACCUGGUGCUUUGUCGUCAUCACAAUGUUUCUGUAAAAAAGGUUUCAGGAGUUUCAAUGAGACCGGAUGUUCGGCGUUGACCUGCCCCGAGAUGACCCCGCCCAAACAUGGCUACUUCGUCAACGACAAGUGUAACAAUGUCUUCAACGCUGCGUGUGGAAUGAAGUGUAAGCCCGGGUACGAAUUACGCGGGAGUAGUCUACGAAUCUGUCAAGAGGGAGGAGUCUGGUCUGGCACGCCCACAAAUUGCAUAAUGAAGACAUGCCCCGCCCUGCCCAGGCCUAAAAACGGAAAUAUGAUCUGCAGUAACGACGAUUUCACGUUUUCCACGAUGUGUCGUUUCACCUGCGACACUGGGUACAAGUUGGUGGGCUCCCGUAAACGCCAGUGUCUAGCGAACGCGCUGUGGACUGGCAUCCCAACUAGGUGUCGAGAAAUAACAUGCCAGCCUCUUCCAUCUGUUCGAGACGGAAAUGUGUUCCCUGCCAUGUGCAAUCUUGGAGAAGUCUCAUUCGGAACAACAUGUCAAAUAUCGUGCUAUGCAGGAUAUACUUUGGUCGGAUCGAGUCGGAAACAGUGCACGCCUGACGGCAUGUGGAUUCCGUCCAUGGAUGGCGAAAUGAGCAGAUGUGAUGAUACGGAACCGCCAUUGCUCCGCUGUCCUUUCAACAUUGAUGUGGAGGCAGACGACACCGAAGACAGUGCUGAGGUGGACUGGAUUGUACCGCUAGCCCUGGACAACUCCGGGUAUCGGCCCUCCGUCACGGUGGUGCCCGCCGUCCAGCCUCCCAAACGUUUCCCUAUAGGUUUGACAGCGGUCAAGUACAUCGCAGAGGACCACCAAGGGAACAUGGCAAAGUGUCAUUUCAGCGUCAUAAUUCGAGAUGUCACCCCUCCAACAGUUGAUCAAUGUUACUCUCCUCUUCCGUUUGUUUCUGCUGAGCGAUAUGCAAAUGUCACAUGGAACGAACCACAGUUCAGUGACAACUCUGGUGAAAAGGUUCGAGUUGAAAGGUCACAUGAACCAGGUUUGUUUCAUCAAGGGACAACAAUCGUCCGAUACGUCGCCUUUGACGAGAGUGGAAACAACAGUACAUGUCAUGUGGAAAUUUCAAUCAUUCCGCACCCCUGCCAGUUCCCGGACGUCCCGCUUAGUGGGGCUAGGGAGUGUACCGAGGAAGAAGAUGGUGUUUACUGCCGGGUCACGUGUAACGAAGGAUAUGACUUCGCCAUAGCUCCAGCCGACGUGUACUUCUGUGCGUAUGACAACGUCUGGAGACCAGAGGACAAGCUGCCAAUUCCUGACUGCUCUGCCAAGGCAGUGUCUGAAGCCAUGACGCAGCCAGCCUCCAUCACUUACCUGGCUAGUGUGCCCUGUGCCGAACACAACGUCCUCAACGAAAUACAGCUGGCGUUUGAGAGAAAGGUGACGGAAAAGGUGAACGCGUUGUGUACCGACAGUUUCUCUUGCAGUGUGGAGAACUUCGCGACAACAUGCGAACAAUCUGAAGACUUCAAUACAAUCAGGGUCGUGCUUGGACGAGACAAGAGGAGCCUUCUCCGCACCAUUAAUCCUUAUACUAACCACGGACAUGGAGACACAAGAGUUGCCAAGCGAAGUUCUCCCGGGAUAACUACGAGCAGCAUUAUCACUUUCGACUUCGAUAUCAAAGGUGUGGUUUCAAAAACCGGAAAUGUUACAGCGGACAUAAGCCGACAAAAGGUGCUGACAGACAAGCUGUCCAAUGUCAUGACCAAGCUAGAAGGGAAAGCAACACACGGUGAGCUUGACCUUGAGAUGAGCGGGAAGCGAAUGCAGUUUGCCAAUAUGACCUACGACGCUAAAGGACCACGGCCGAACUGUAAACCCGGUAGUGUAGCUGUGAAUGAUUUGUGUGUUCCUUGCCCCAUUGGAACAUUCUUUAACAUUGUAUCUGAAGAGUGCGACUCCUGCCAGACCGGAAGUUUCCAGCCAAAGGAAGGCCAGGUUACCUGUGUGGUGUGUCCUCAUAACACGUCUACUCACGGAAAUAACUCAAAAUCUGAACGCGAAUGUAAAGCGCUAUGUCUACCUGGAACCUUCUCUAAAGACGGUCUCGAGCGGUGCGCCACCUGUCCUGUGGGUACUUACCAGACAAUUUACGGCAUGACAUCAUGUGACUCCUGUCCUAACAACCAAACAACAAUACGGCGUGGCUCCAGACAAGUCAUUCAAUGUAAAGAUCGGUGUGGGCUCGGUCAUGUAUCUAAGAAUGGUCUAGAGCCCUGUUAUUCAUGUCCAAGAGGCACUUACCAAACGGAAGUGGCCAUGUCCUCCUGUUUCCGGUGCCCAGGGGAUGGAACCACAGCUGAGCGCGGAACCACAAAGAUAUCCGACUGCCAAGGUGGCUGGGACCCACAGAUGCAGGCAGACGAUCCCCCAGGGGAAACGUUACCGCAGGCAGUGCCGGUGAAUGAUUGCUUCGACGACCAUUGUCAGAACGGGGGCACUUGUAACUUCAGAGAUUUUGGGUUCCAUUGCGAAUGCCUGCCAGGUUUUGAAGGAAUGAACUGUGAGACGGUUACGGAUGAGUGUGAGGGUAACCCGUGUCUCAACUCAGCUUUGUGUGUGGAUCUUGAGGCCGAUUUCUCCUGCCAGUGUGAACCGGGAUACACAGGGAAAAAGUGUGAGGUGGAUAUUGACGACUGUCUUACGCAACCUUGUCAGAACAACGGCACGUGCGUGGACGAGGUGAACGCUUACGUCUGCUCGUGUGCGACUGGCUACCAAGGUGAUGCAUGCGAACGUCUUAUAGAUGAUUGUAAGACCAACCCAUGUGAAAAUAGUGGAACAUGCGAGAACGUUCUAGAAGGUUACACGUGCACCUGCUCCACUGGAUAUGAGGGGGCAGAUUGUGAGAUAAACACGGACGAGUGUGAAAGUUCCCCCUGUGAAAAUGGCGCUGAAUGUGUCGACGGCAUUGGGGCAUUUCGGUGUCGCUGUCUACCUGGAUAUAUAGGGAAGACGUGUGACGUGGAUAUUGACGAGUGUGCCUCCACUCCCUGCUCUCCGGUUUCCACGUGUGAGGACAUGGUGGACGGAUACGUGUGCCACUGUCCGUCCGGCGUCACUGGCGCUAAGUGUGAAACAGAGCUUACAGACAAUUACAUGCUGGACUUCCCGUCGUCUGGGGUGACCAACUACACCACCACUACCAUCAACACCGACCUGACUGCUCUCACAGUCUCGUUCUGGAUGAAGACUGACGACGACACCAAUCAGGGAACUCCAUUUUCCUACUCCUCGUCAAAUACGAUGGAUAAUGCCUUCACUCUGACCAAUUAUGAAGGGUUUGUGAUAAGUGUAAACAACCACCAGCAGGUAACGGACGUGUAUGCUAACGACGGAGUAUGGCAUCACAUUAUUGUCACAUGGGCAUCAAACCGAGGCUCGUGGAAGAUUUACAAGGACGGUGUUGUCUGGGAUUCAGGCUACGAUUUGGCGGCGGGGGAAGUCAUCGCCGGUGGUGGCACUUUCGUUGUUGGUCAGGAACAGGAUCCCGAAGGCUUUAGCAGUAGCGAAUCAUUCAUAGGACAACUAACAAGACUAAAUAUAUGGUCUAAUGAACUUCCCUUGACAACCAUUGAUGAAAUGAGGAUUUCUUGUGAUGUUAAACAAGGCGAUGUGAUAGCUUGGGCGGAUGUUCAGUCUGACAUGCGUGGAACAUUAAGUGCAGAGCCGGCCAAUUUUUGUCGAGAUUGCCCGGUUCCGGUCACGCCUACCUACGGCACCAUCGAGUACGGUGGGACUUCGUCCGGUUCCAUUGUGUCGUACGCCUGUCUUCGUGGCUUCAAUGUGGCAGGGAGGGACAGACGGCAGUGCCUGGUAACUGGCGACUGGGAGGGGGGCAGAACGCCAACCUGUCAACGUGUAGAAUGUGGUUACCCUGGAAACAUUCACAAUGGCUUUGUAGAUGGCGUUUUCAGUUAUGACAACAGAGUUCGCUACACUUGUUACAAGAAUCAUAUACUUAUUGGCAAUGCAACUCGUUACUGUAACAGUGACGGUUACUGGGAAGGCUCAGAGCCUACCUGUCAGGCUGUGAAGUGCAGACUUCCAGAAUUGUCAGAGAACACAAGAGUUCUCAAUUCGAGCAGAGUUUAUUCCCCUGGAGAUGUAGUUGCUUUUGGCUGCGCUAAAGGUCACAGGAUGUAUACUAACCAUUCAACAGUUCUGUGCCAGUCCGAUGGAACAUUCCUAAGAAGCAUUCCUUCUUGUGAUCUUCAAACAUGUAAGACACCGCCCAUUGUUGAUAAGGCAUCACCUAGAGAGGAGCUGAGUGAAUCCUCAGUAGGUUCCAUCGUUACAUAUGACUGCGACUUUGCCUAUGCAUUGUCUGAUAAAAAUCCCUCUGGUACGCUCCGUUGUCUUCCGUCAGGGGAAUGGGAACAAAACCUCCCUGUAUGUAACAUCUUAACCUGUCAAGAACCACCAAAUGUCAUUAAUGGAAGGGCAAUUUGGACAUCAAGAACAUUUCUUAGUACAGCAGAGUACAUUUGUGAUGCAGGCUAUACCAUAAUCGAGUUAGAUAACAUAGCGGAAUGUGUUGAAACCAGGCUCUGGGAACCUCCACCACCUGAGUGUAUACCUGUGGACUGUGGUGUCCCGGACAGCGUACCCAAUAGUAUAAUCAAGGCGGACAGUUACACAUAUCGGUCCAUUGUAACAUACCAGUGCAAUGGAGGAUUUGAACUACAGGGUAAUGCUCAGCGAUCAUGUCUUCAAAAUGGGUCCUGGAGCGAAGGUAUUCCUACAUGUAGUCCUGCAUCUUGUGGCACGCCAGAUUCAAUCGAGAAUGGUCGAUUCGUCGGCAACGAAUUUACGUAUGGUAGUACAGUAAGAUACUCUUGUAAUGAUGGCUUCCUGAUGAGUGGAGUGGAAGAAAGGGCGUGUGGACAGGACGGACACUGGACAAGUCAAAUACCAAGUUGCAGAAGACGUGAAUGUGCUAAGCCACCUUUCAUUUCGAAUGGCUUCUUUACAAACAGUGCGUAUUACUUUGGUGAUGAAGUGAUAUAUGACUGUAAUGAAGGGUAUAAUAUUCAAGGAAAUACUACUCUGGCUUGUCAAGCUGACGGUUCAUGGACACCCUCUCCACCUACUUGUUCUCCUGUAGAAUGUCCGGCGUUACGGAACAUACGCAAUGGAUUAGUCACCAUGCUUGGUCGAACAUUCACAAGUAAAGUGGAAUAUUCCUGUGAUCCUGGCUACGAUUUAGAGGGAGAAUCCAUCAGGAUAUGUCAACCCGAAGGGUAUUGGUCUGGUAAGUCACCGUCCUGUCAACCAGGCAGCUGCGCUACUCCACUUCCGAUCCCAAAUGGAAAUGUUGAUUUCAAAGAACUUAAACUCGGUUCUGUGUCAACAUAUGAAUGUGAUACUGGUUAUGUACUGGAAGGAAAUGAUGUUAGAAGGUGUAUGACAACCUUAUCCUGGUUCGACACAGAUCCUGUCUGUAACCCCGUUAGAUGUAGUGAUCCGCCAACCAUUGAAAACGGAGGAAGAUCAACCAACGGCUUAUCGUUUCAGUCAGUUGCUUCAUACUUUUGCGAAACAGGAUAUGUUAUACAGGGUUCAACUACACUCACGUGUUCUGCCUCUAGAGAAUGGACAGGACUAGUACCUUCUUGUAGUGUAGUCCGGUGUGAAUCACCUUCUACGGUUACAUCCAACGGUCGCAUGCACGGAACAGACUUCACGUACAAUGGUACGAUACACUACGAAUGUGAUGUCGGAUAUAACUUGGUGGGUGCCGCUAACAGAACGUGUCUAUCUAGUGGAGCAUGGGAUACGCCCAUACCUAUAUGUGAAAUAGUUAAUUGUAACAGAGCCUUUCUCGCAAAUGGAUUUCCAUCCUCUUUUAGAACUGAGUAUGGCUCUCUCAUAUCGUUUACAUGUAGAUCAGGCUAUGUUCUGUUUGGGUCUUCCGAACGAACGUGUCGCGAAAAUGGUUUAUGGAGCGGCCCUUCUCCAGUCUGUGUAAUCUGCGAUCCACCACCAGCGGUAGACUUCGCCACGUUUACGGUUUUUGAUGACGGUGUGGUCACGUACGAGUGCAAUACCGGAUAUGAUCUUGAGGGACGCAGACAACUGGAAUGUCGAAUCGAUGGUAUAUACCCAGACAGACCACCAAGAUGUGUUCCCAAAGAAUGUCCUAGUAUAGACGGGGAGGAGGAAUUUCAAAAUGGGACCAUUACAUAUGAUGGAAAAACAGUAGGUUCGAUCGCAUCGUACACAUGUGACGAAGGAUUUGUUUUAGUUGGGAGCAACACUAGUAGGUGUUUGUCAGACGGACGAUGGAGUGGGAAUGUGCAAUUUUGUAAUAUCAUUCGAUGUGCAGGAUCUUUUUCCUUACAAAAUGGUGAUAUUGAAAAUGAAUUUAACAAUGUUUAUGAAACGGUGUUAUCGUUUAGAUGUAACGAGGGCUUUGUUAUGAUUGGUAAUUCAGCUAUCACUUGCCAAUCAGAUGGGACAUGGAAUGGAACAGAACCUACAUGUAACCAGAUAGAGUGCGAAUCUCCUGAAAAAUUACUGAACGGAGAGGUCAAUUUCAAUUCUCUUGCGUACGGCAGUGUUGUCACAUACACAUGUGAAACAGGUUUUGAAGCCAAUGGGACUUUGACUAGAAUAUGCGAGUUAAACGGAAAUUGGUCGGGUGUCGCUCCCACCUGUACCGCCAUUGCCUGUUCCCCACCGCAAUCGAUCGAAAACGGAGAAAUCCUUGGCAAUAAUUACCAUCUUGGAAGUCAGAUACGAUAUCGUUGUAAUUCGGGCUUUAUUCUCGACUCGGUCUCGUUCCGUUUGUGUAUGUACAGCAAAAUGUGGUCGGGUCCUGAGCCAAACUGCAAUAAGGUACGAUGUAUAUUACCACGAACGCCUCCUAAUGCCAGAAUCACGAGUCCGAGACAGCCAAACUAUUUUUAUGGGGAUACCGUCCAGCUUGAAUGUAAUGAAGGUUAUGAACUAACGAGAGGACAUCAUACUAGAAGAUGCGAGGCAACAAGAAAGUGGUCACGCCCCAUUCCCCGAUGUACAAUUAUAAUGUGUGAUGACAUUCCAGCUAAACCUAAUGCCAUGACAAAUCUCUUGAAUGGAACAACAACUUAUAAAAGCAUGGUUGAGGUACGGUGCAACGAAGGUUUUAAAAGCAUAGGCGGAUCGGUCGUUACUGCCACCUGCGAAUUGAGCGGCAGAUGGUCAGCAGUACGUAUCGAAUGUUCCAGAGCAGAAUGUGAAGAUCUUCCGAUCAUCAGCAAUGCACGGGUUAGCGGCGAUAGUUUCCUUUAUGGUGACACACUUACUGUCGAGUGUAUUGACGGGUAUUCCAUCAAUGGCGACACUCAAUUAUCGUGUCAAGGGGAUGGAUCUUGGUGGUCUGCCAUUGCCCCUACAUGUUCAAUCAUUUCAUGUGGAAAUCCAGGAGAGUUUGAGAAUGGGCAGAUUGAAGGUUCUCUGUUCGAUUUCAACCACGAAAUAGUUUAUGCGUGUGGUAUUGGAUAUGAACUCGUAGGAUCCGAAAGACGUACUUGUCAACAGAACGGAUUAUGGAGUGGUUCUGUACCAACAUGUCGACUUAUAACCUGCACUGUUCCUGCUAUUUGGAAAGGAUCACCUUCUUCUGUGAAAGUCCAAUAUGUCGUUGAUGACAUAGUGUCAUACAAUUGUGAUGAAGGUUAUGUCAUGGUUGGUAACACCGAUCUUGUCUGUACUUCCGAUGGAUCGUGGAAUGGCACACUACCCCAGUGUGAUAGAAUAACCUGUCCUCAGCCAGAAAGGAUAUUCAACGGUGAAGUCAUGACCAACGGUGAGGUCUACCAGAGUCGCGCUAUCUUCUCAUGCGACGAAGGAUUUGAAUUGGAGGGUGUAAAAGUGUUAAUGUGUAUAGAAAACGGAAAAUGGAGUGCCGAAUUUCCUGUCUGUAAUCCAGUCAGCUGUGGUGAACCAACAUUUGUCGCCAACUCUGGACGUCUGGGAGACUUGUACACAUAUGGAAACCUUCUCACAUAUUUCUGUGAAGAUGGGUACACCCUGGAAGGAGAUGAUGUCCUUGUAUGUUUGGAGGACGCCACAUGGUCAAGUUUCCCACCUCAGUGUGAGCCGAUCUCUUGCGGUACUCCACCUGAAAUACCACAAACAAUUCGCGCAGGCGACGACUUCAGUUUCAAGAAUAAGGUGUACUACACGUGUGAAACUGGAUACGAAUUACAGGGGAACAGUAUGCUUCGUUGUGCCGCAAACAGUAUUUGGGAGGGCAGCAUGCCCGUCUGUUCAGCAGUGGAUUGUGGCGCACCUCCAGUGUUGCCACACUCCACCACCAUCGUUUUUGCCACCACAUUCGACAGUGUUGUCACUUUCCGCUGUAACCCCGGGUUUACACUGAGAGGAGAUCCGAUGGUUAAAUGCUCUGCUAAUGGAACGUGGAGUCUUGACCGUUCUCUAUCCUGUCUUGCAGUGGAUUGCGGUCCCCCUCCCACGGUCCCGAAUUCCGAAGUGUCUGUAUCAUCAACGACGUAUCCCUCCGAGGCAACCUAUUCUUGUGCUGCUGGAUUUUUUAUGUCUGAGAAUGCUGUAUUACGUUGCGAUGAAACUGGCAAUUGGAUUGGGUUGAAUCCACGAUGUGAAAAAAACAGCUGUGGAGCACCGAAAAUUCGAAGCAACGUGAUCGUAAUCGGCAAUGACCAUCUUCUUGGCGGAACUGUCACGUUUUCGUGUCCUGUAGGUUACAUUUUGAUUGGAAAAACGAAUAUGAGCUGUACAUCUUCAGGGGAAUGGAGUGGUACCUCACCAGAAUGUCAAGUUGUUUCAUGUGGAGAUUUCCCGUUGUACGAUUCCAACCUUAUCGUUAGGACCGGAACGAAGGAUGAGUACGUGUACGCUGACAACAUAGAUUUGAUCUGCAAGGAGGGAUACGUUCUUGUGGGGACUUCGUCCUCUCAGUGCCAAGCCAAUGGAAGAUGGAGCGCUGUGAACCCAUCAUGCAUAGAGGCAAAUGUCGAAGCCUGCCCAGCACGACACGAUUUGGCGAACGCGAAUACCAUCCCUUCUGCUUAUAGAGAGGGCGAGAUGUACACAGUGGAGUGCAUGACGGGAUAUCGUGGUAUCGGUAACAUGGAAGUCACGUGUACUCCUGAGAACGUUUGGUCCAAUCCAAGUGGAAUUUGUCGAAGAAUCUCUUGUGGAAAGCCUCCAGUGACGGACAUGGUGAAUAUCAUCCGAAUAUCUGGUCGCUCCUAUUUUUACGGAGACAGAGUACAAUUCCGGUGUAGGCCUGGAAUAGCUCCGAUCAAAGUACCACCUAUCUUAUCAUGUCAGGCAAAUGGUGAAUGGGACGGCGAAAUAGCCUGCUCACUUCCUUGUAAAGGUGGAUGUUUCAACGGAGGACAUUGCCUCGGUUUGUAUGGAUGCAAAUGCCCCACCGGUUAUGGCGGUAGGCGAUGUGAAAAGGCCCUGUGUAUUUUGCCAUGCUUACACGGUGGAAGAUGUACGGCACCAUAUCAAUGUUCGUGUCCUUCGGCUUACACCGGCGUCAGAUGUCAAAAACCAAUCUGUAACCAGCCCUGUCAAAACGGAGGACAGUGCGUUAAACCGAACAGGUGCCAAUGUCAACAUGGUUUCAAACCACCUUUCUGUGCAAUCGGCAAGUGAGAUGACAUUCCUGCCCUUCCACCUACACACUACUACUACUAGCAGCCUGCCUCUGGUCAGUCAGUCUGUGGAGGAAGCCCGUGGCAGCUGCUCAGCAGCAUUCAACUGCGAUCGAAAGAACAACACUCAAUCCAACUCGAAGAUCAACCUCAACCACACAACAACAACCAAAACAACUACACAUCACGACAAAAAAAAAACACCAAAACUACUCAUCACAAACAACUAAACAUCACAAACAACUAAACAUCACAACAACAACCA